Messenger RNA from Manis javanica (Malayan pangolin), 4296 nucleotides. The record is from RefSeq and is a predicted model, not a curated record. NCBI's taxonomy places the organism in Eukaryota, Metazoa, Chordata, Mammalia, Pholidota, Manidae.
GGGCUCGGGAGGCCCUGUCCGCACCGGGAGCUGCAGAUGGCGCAGGCAGGAGACGCCCGGCUGAGGGCCGGGGGGCAGUGCUGCGCGAGCACGGCCCUGGGGCGCGCGUCUUGGCGUUGGGCCCUAGCGCUGCUCUGGCUGGUGGCGGCCGCGGGCGGCCCCUCCCGGAGCCGAUGGCCGGUGCCCUAUAAUGUCAAGUAAGAAGGGGACCAGUAAGUGUUGUCGCACUGGAAUUCAGCCACCGCACCCCCUCUAGUCCUAUGGCCCUGGACUUCUCAAGCAGCUUUCUUUUCUUGUUACCUUAUUAUAACCUCCUAACUGACCUCUCACUAUUUGUUUGGCCGUAAUCCCCACCUUCUCCUAAUUCAUAAAAUAAAGUUUUGUUUUAUAGCAAAUUCAGUCCUAUCAGAUGUGCUACUUAAAAUCCCUGGCGUUCCCCACACCCCUCCCCAGGACUCCCUGGGGUGCGGUUCUCACUGCCUCCCACCUGCUCUCAUGCUCCUCCGUGGAAGCCAGAAUUCCAGUCUUACUUACCUGCCAGGACUCUUCCCCAGUGUCGUGUCUGUUUUAUAGUACUUACUGAUUUUUCUCCUUUCCUGUGCUAACCUUUGGAAGUAUUCGAAAAACCUUGGCCAGGUCUUCACUCUUUUCUUUGCCCUCCUCACUCCUACCCAUCCCACACCAGGUAAAAAUGACUUCUCCCUCUUUUGUGCCUAUAGGACUCUGUGUAUUUCUUCAGUUUAGCACUUACCACACUGCGCUUCAUUACUGGUUUAGUCUUCCUACCCGACGCUCCUUGAGACGCUUUUCCUUCCGUCCGGAACCAGAUCCUUACUGUCAAGCUAAAUAUACUUUCUGUCCAACUGGCUCACCUAUCCCAGUUAUGAAGGGUGAUGAUGUCAUUGAAGUCUUUCGGCUACAAGCCCCAGUGUGGGAAUUUAAAUAUGGAAACCUUCUGGGACAUUUGAAAAUUAUGCAUGAUGCCAUUGGGUUCAAGAGUACUAUAACUGGCAAGAACUACACAAUGGAAUGGUAUGAGCUUUUCCAGCUUGGAAACUGCACAUUUCCCCAUCUGCGACCUGACAUUAAUGCUCCUUUUUGGUGUAAUCAAGGAGCUGCCUGCUUUUUUGAAGGAAUUGAUGAUGCUCACUGGAAGGAAAAUGGGACAUUAGUUCUAGUAGCAACCAUAUCAGGGAACACAUUUAACAAAAUGACCAAGUGGGUAAAGUGGGACAAUGAAACAGGGAUUUAUUACGAGACAUGGACUGUCCAAGCCAGUUCAGAAAAAGGGGCGGAGACAUGGUUUGAAUCCUACGACUGUUCCAAAUUUGUAUUAAGGACAUAUAAGAAGUUGGCUGAACUUGGAGCAGAGUUCAAGAAGAUAGAAACCAACUAUACAAGAAUAUUUCUUUACAGUGGAGAACCUACUUAUUUGGGAAAUGAAACAUCUGUUUUUGGGCCAACAGGAAACAAGACUCUUGCUUUAGCCAUAAAAAAAUUUUAUUACCCCUUCAAACCACAUUUGUCAACUAAAGAAUUUCUGUUGAGUCUCUUGCAAAUUUUUGAUUCAGUGAUUAUACACAGACAGUUCUAUUUGUUUUAUAAUCUUGAAUAUUGGCUUUUACCUAUGAAAUUCCCUUUUGUUAAAAUAACAUAUGAAGAAAUCCCUUUACCUAGUAGAAACAAAACACUUUCUGGUCUAUAAAACCUUAGUUCUACUGUUUUUUUAUCCUACACCAGCAUAUUGAUUUUUAGGGAGUGGUUUUACAUUUGUGGAUUUCUUAGGCCUUUCUUCUUUGGAGCAGAACAGUAAAAUGCACAUGGGUGUAAUUGCUGCAUAGCACCAUCUCAGGACUUUUCUUUUUAAAGGAGCUAAAACUCUUGUUAUAUUGGCCUCACUGUAUGUGAGCACGUUAGGUGAUCUUGAUUUUAAUCUGCAAGCCUUUGUUAAUAUAAAUUAUGGUUCACAAUCAGAUUUGUAAGAUCUUUUGGCACAAUAUCUUUAAAUGGUGGAUAUGAUGUGCUGAGAUUUAAAAAAUACCCUCAGUGACAUUUUCAUGAUGGGAGCUACUUUUUUCUGUUAUAGUAGUUGUGCUUUCUCAUUGAAGUACUUUUUGGUAGUUUAUCACCUGACUUUACAGCUUUGGAACAAGGUCUAGUAGCUUGAUUUUGUUGCAUUUACUUAACUUUUAAGACUAAUUUGGACACAUAGCUGGAGUGAUUGUGGUAAAUCCAUGUGCUAAAGACAGUAUUAGAAAGCGCUACUUUCUGGCAUUUUAGAACGAGCCAGUAAACUCCUAUUUUGUGAUUUAAGCAGCUUAACAUCUCUGAAUGUUAGUUUCCUCAUCUCUGAGAUAAUUCAUCUGUCAGGAUUGUUGUAAGAUGGAAGAAGCCAUCUGUUUGGCAUUGUAAGGUACAGUAAGGUCACAGUAAAUGGUAGCUGUAAUGAUUAAUCAAAGAACAAAACUACCAUCCUUGAUCUUGUUUAAUAUAGUUCAUGUGCCAGUCUUUUCUGGGUUUUGUAAUAAUCACCUAGACUUUGAGCUGAUAGCAUAGCACUUCUAGUUCUUCAAACAUACAGGGCAUGGAAGUAUCUGGCUACAGACAUGUCUGGGUGAAUGGGUGCCCUCUGACUCCCUCACUGCUUCGUGUAGUCCUCCCUCUGCCCACUAAAGGUGCCAGCUCAGUUGAAAGGAGGUGGAUUUCCCAGAAAAAGGCUUAUGUCAAGGAUCUCCAAGUAGCCGUGUUCCCAUUAGGGCCAUCAAACAAGCUUUCAAGGGCCUUGAAAAAUACCAGUCAGUAAGAUUAUAAAGCAGAGACAAUCUGUGUUUAAUAUGUAAAGGUUCCAAUUAUAUAAUUCAGUUUUUAAUGUUUGAGUGCUUCCUGAGAUGUUAUAUCAGUGAGUUCUCAUAAAAAGCCUGAUCAUAGAUCUUACCUAAUUCAAAUGAGUAAACUGGGGCUUAGAAAGGUUAAGUGACCUUUCCACGCUACCCAGCUAGUGUAACGGAGCCACAUUUUGAACCAGGUUCUGUUGGCUGAAUGAGAUGCACUGUCACACAAGUUUUUCAGCAAAGUGUGGUCCUCAGACAGAUCCUGCAGCAUGUUAGUAACACAGUUGCUGUGUUAGUAACACACUGUGAGGAGAUAAGUAUAGAUACUGAGAGGAAGCAUUUAGAAACUUUUAAAGCAACUUGUUAACUUUGUUUCUGUUGAAGCUAAUAAAACUGGGGCUUGUAUUUUGUGCGCAUUUCUUUUGUUGCAGGAAUUCACUUUUUUUCUUUUUCAAAACUGUAGGCACUACAGCAGUCUAAAAAUACAGCCCUUUGCCAGGUAAGCUUGAACAGUGCUGCAAUAUUCUGCCUACUGCACAGUGGUAAAGCCUUAUAUAGGGAGAACUUUCACUGCCAUUUAGCUUAUCUACUCAGGUUAAUAGUGCCUACACAUCCCUAAUAAAUUUUGCCUCUUUAACGUGCUAGUUCUCUUCAUAACAUGUCACAAGAAAACUUGUAUCUUUUCAUUAUCACCAUCUAGUGGGUAAAACUGGGCAGUGCCAACUUUUAUGUGAUUCUCAGGAAAACUGCUCUGAGAAAACAGUAUUUUGGAUUCCCAGAACUGCAAGGGGGGUUAACAGCAAAAUCUCUUGUGCCAAAUUUGUGUUAACUAUAAAUCACAGAACUUGGUUCCACAGCAAAGACAAAUGAGGACUAUGUGGAACUUGACUUUUAAAACAAAAUUCUACUAGUUUUGUUAAAAAAUGCAUUCAAGAUUUUUCACUAUUCCUAAAGAUAUUAAUAAAUGAAGAAAUUCUGUGAGAGUAACAUACAGACUCAAGUGACUACAGUACAGAGAGCAUAGCAUUCAUGAAAGUACUUCUUCAGAAUUUAUCAAACCUCUCAACUGUACUUAUAAGAUAAAGCAGGGCUUUGGAGAACAUGCUUUCCAGAUGGCAGCUGGGAAACAAAAACAUGGCAAGACAGGAAUUUGCCACAAAUUUUCUUCCAUUUGAAUGACUGUAUAACUUAAAAGUUGUAUGUACUUUAAAUUGUAAAUGUAGUUCAAUUUCCUCAAUUUCUAAGACAAACCAUUUUGUUGAAGUUUGAAAUAUAUUAGGGCUUUAGAAUAAAUGUAUCCUCACUCACUAAUUCUGGUUUAGUAUUUAGGUUAAGUAUACCCACAAAGUGUCAUCAAAUAUAUUUUUGUAGAUACAGGAAAAUAGUCAAAAGGUGAAAAUAACUACUCAACUUCCAAUAUUUGGAACCCUCAAUAUUGGCCCUUUCUUAGAAAUAAAAAAAAAAA